Messenger RNA from Eimeria acervulina, 4593 nucleotides. RefSeq lists its product as hypothetical. The coding region runs from base 1 to 4593 and encodes 1530 amino acids. The transcript has 3 exons. Lineage: Eukaryota; Apicomplexa; Conoidasida; Eucoccidiorida; Eimeriidae. The record is from RefSeq and is a predicted model, not a curated record.
AUGCAUCAGAAGGGGCCUCCCAGCAGCAAGGGCAGCGUGUUUGUUGUUGUUCCUGCUCCUGUUGUUGCUGCUGCUGCUGCUGUCAUUGUCAGCGCUGCUAAAGGAGCAGGGUGUGAGGUGAGGAGACACCUGGGGGCCUCGGGGCCCUCAGGUGUCUCCUCAGGUGUCUCCAUGGCGCAGCCAGAGCUGCAGACACAGGAGGAGCAGCAGCUGCAGCAGCAGGAUGAAGGGAGACAGCCGACGGAGAAAGCUGACUUAGAAACAGUGGCUUCGCCCAAUGAUGGCGACAAUACUCCUGCUGCUGCUGCUGCUGAUGCUGAUGCUGAUGCUGAUGGUGCUGUUGCUAAUGCUGAUGAUGCUGCUGCAGAUGGUGCAGCAGCAGCAGCAGCAGCAGCAGCAAGCUCAGCACCUAGCCCUGUUCUGCUGCUUCGGAGACACAUCCGCAAGCCUAAUAUAAUUUGGGGGGCGCUUCUCCUGUCUCUUCUGAUUCUUUUAUAUGCUGCAGCAAAAGCAGCAAGGAUUAUGAAGAAUAAUCAGGCAGCAAAUGCUGUAGGCGGCCAGCACCGUAUAGAUCCCCGUCACCUGGAGACAGUUGCGGCGAUGCUGCAACUGCAGCAGAAACACGAGGAAGCGAAUGCUGCAGCGACAGAGGAGCAGCAACAGCUGCUGCAGCACCUUCUUCGAUAUGGAGAGAUGCAGGAUGGGGCAGAAGAGUUGCUGCUGCAGCGCCAGCGCAGCAGCAAAGUCAGGGUCUUAGCCUCAAUGCAAGGCAUAGACGUCCCCGGAGCAGCUCAGGCGCAGCAGAGGCUGAAAGAUCUGCUGCAGGAAAGAGACAGACUGGCGCUGCAGAACGAAGCCGCACAAGCAUUAGAGGGAUUAACAGUAUCAGAAGCACAAUAUAUGCUGCAACACCUGAGGGAGAUGGGGCAGGCUUUAGCAGCUGAAGAUGCACGUACAGAACUGCUGCUGCGGAGCCUUCACGCUGCUGCUCCUUCCUUAGGAACAAUGCGCGAGAACACUUACCGCCUGAUAAUGUUGCAGCAAGAAGUAAAAACAAGUAGAGAAGAGGUCGAGCAGCUGCAAGCAGAAGUAGCCGCAACAGCAGAAGCAGCAGCAGCCGCAGCAGCAGCAGCAAGCGCGAAAAGCGAAGCUGAGAAGGCUGCCGAAGAGCUGCUACAGAAGGAGCUGGAGGAGCUGCAACAAGACCUCCAGAACCUGCUGGUGCAGCUGGGGGAGAGCAGGCAGCAGAACUUCGAUAAGCAGCAGGAGAUAGCAGGGCUGCUGCAGGAUAUAGCGGAAACAGAGUUGCAGCUGCAGCAGAGCAGAGCGGAGCGCCUGGCCUUAUUGGAGGAAAACUACAGCAGCGAAGCCCAGCAGCAGCAGCAACAACAACUGCUGCAGCAGAAGCAGCAGCUCCAGCAGCUGCAGCAGUUGCUGCAGCGCAUGCUGCAGCUAACAGAUCCCUCCGCCACACAGACUCAAUUGCAGGAACUGCUGGAUCCUGAAGACGCAGCAGCAGCGCAGCAGCUGCUGCCUGAAGAGCAGGAGCUGCUGCUUGCGAGGCUCCAACUGCAGCAGCUGGAGCAGGAGCAGCUAGAGGAGUUGGAUGUGCUGGAUCAGCAAGCGAAGGGAGAAGCAGCAGAAGAAGCAGCAGCAUUAGUGCAGCAGAAGCAGAAGCAAGUGCAGAGUCUCCCUCAGAUACUAGAGGAGACAAUUCAUAUGCCUUCAGCAUUUUCUUCUGAAUUCCGUAUCCGCCUUGGUGCACGUGUCAAGCAAUGGGAGCGCAUCCUCAAGAGAGGGGUGCGGCAGCUGCGGCAGCAGUGGAGGCAAGCAGCUUCAGAAAAGAAUCUGCUGCAGCAGCAACUUUCUGCUUGUCCUGAUUUUCAGAAUCACGUUGCUGCAGUCCGAGGUGCAUGCAACGAUAUUCUUGCUGCUAGAAAUGCAGCAGCAGAAGCAAGGAGACAGCGGGAUCGUUUAUUCAUUUUAGAGGAGCUGCAGGGGGUAGGUACUGAAGUGCUUUUGCAUGAGAUAGCAGCAGGAUUAGAGUCCGACGUGCUGCGGCAAAUAGCAGAUAGUAGAAGGCUGCAGGCGCAGCAGGAUCUUGCUGCGCUGCAGCGGCUGCAGCAGAAGUCCGAGCAGCAAGUUCUAGUGCUGCUGCGGCAGCUAAACGAAGCAGAGAAGCGAUAUCCUUCUCCUCAAGGGGCUUCUCUUGCUGCCUUCCCUCCUCUAUGUGCUUUAGUUAAAGAGGCAGCAAGGCAGCAGCACUAUUUGAAAGAGAUUGAGCAGCUGCUGCGCUGCUGCAACAGAUCCUACUCGUUUCAGGAAGCACAAGAGCUGCUGCUGCAGGCUUUAGAGGUUGCUAACAGCCGCCUCAGGAAAUGGGGACGAGGCAGCGAGAUAGAGGAGACACUGGAAGUAGAACGACGAACCCGAAUCAAUGUCUUAGCUGAUACCGAGAAGAAAGAGCUCAAAUUACUUCAGGUACUGCAGCAAAUGGAAGACUACUUCGCAGCAAGCUUCCUUCGGCGCUCUCAUCGCGACAAAGAAAAACACAAACAUAAAAAGAAAAAGCCUGGAGCAGCAAAGAAGGUGCGUCCAUCGACAUCCCCAGACCUCAAAACAAAGAAAAAGCAACAGCAGCAGCAGGAGCAGGAGCAACAGAAGCAGCAGCAGCAACAGCAACAGCAGCAGCAACAGCAACAGCAGCAACAACAGCAACAGCAGCAGCAGCAACAGCAGCAGCAGCAACAGCAGCAGCAGCAACAGCAGCAGCAGCAACAGCAGCAGCAGCAACAGCAGCAGCAGGCGGAGGAGGAUCGGGAGCAGCACAGGGCGCAGCUGCUGUCGAGUUUAGGCUGGCUUGUUCCGAAGAGGGUGUCGUGGGACUUAGACGAUAUUCCUAGUCUCCUCCCCUUUGCAUCCGCGAAGGCACAAUCAGAAUCGGAGUCGUCGGAAACAGCAAAGGGAUCGGGAUCGGGAUCGGGAUCGGGAUCGGCAGAGACAGAAGCUGGAUCGGGAUCGGGAUCGGGAUCCGGAUCGUUGGAGACGGGAUCGGGAUCGGGAGCGGGAUCGGGAUCGGCAGAGACAGAAGCUGGAUCGGGAUCGGGAUCGCUGGAGACGGGAACGGGAUCGUCGGAGACGGGAUCGGGAUCGUCGGAGACAGGAACAGCAGAGGAUCCCUUCAAACCUGAGUCGCCUUCAAGAGGGAGCAGACCCCGAUGGGGGGCUCCUCAGGAGAACUUCGAAUUGCUUAUGCAGGCAGCAGCAGCGGCAGCAAAACGCGGGGAGUCGGAGGACGACGUGGAGACAAUAGACGAAGAGGACACAGAACAGGAGGAGCCAGAACAGGAGGAGACACAAAGAGAGGAGACAGAAAAGGAGAAGGAGACAGCAGCAAAGAGGGAGACAGACGAGGAGAAGGAGACAGCUGGGGAGACAGGAAAGGACAGGGAGGCAGUGGAGAAGGAGACAGCGCAGGGGGAGGAGGCGGGAGUGGCAACAGGGUACGAGCAGGAGACAGCAGAGGAGGAGAGAGAAACGGAGAACGAAACAGCACAGGAGGAGACAGCAGAUUUGGAGGAGACAGCAGGAGCUGUAGGGGAGGAGACAGGGGAAAGCAUGCGUAUUCCGGGUCGUCUCGGCAUUGAGGAGCAAGAAGAAAGCCUUCUGCCUGGAGAUGAUUCCCCACGAUCCCCACGAUCCCCGCGAUCCCCGCGAUCCCCACGAUCCCCAGGGUCCCCAUUCUCUCCACUGAGCCCCACACCAAGCUCUAGUGGCACUGCUAGCCCCACUUAUCCUCAGGGGUUUUUCCCUUCUGACUUUGAUUUGAACUCUGUAGACGACAUUGCUUCGCCCUUCAGGAGAAAUUCAGAACUCACAGCGUCGGGAUCGGGAUCGGGAUCGGGAUCGGGAUCGGGAUCGGGAUCGGGAUCGCGACCGGGAGCGGGUGUGCGGAAACCAAUUCAGGGAUCGGGAUCGCCGUCUUCGAGAACGGGUCCACGAGGAUCUCCUGCGAGGCCAGGUGUGGGGUCAAUAUCGCGGGGAACGCGACAGGGAUCGGGAUCGUUUGGGGGAUCGGGAUCGCCUUCAAAGCCCUUAUCGACACGCCCCGGGGGAACGGGGAUCCCAAGGAGGGUUCCUGUUCUCUCUACUCAGCGGAGUCCUGCAGGUUCUUCUGCGCAACCUCGGCGUCGAGGAUCUACUGCUUAUCGAACAGGGACAGGAGGAGACACCUGGGAGAAGAAGAGACAGAAAUACACGCUCCACAGCAGCAGCAGCAGCAAUAGGAGCAGCAGCAGCAGCAAUAGAAGCAGCAGUAGCAGCAAUAGAAGCAGCAGCAGCAGCAAUAGUAGCAGCAGCAGCAGCAAUAGUAGCAGCAGCAGCAGCAAUAGUAGCAGCAGCAGCAGCUAUAGAAGCAGCAGCAGCAGCAAUAGAAGCAGCAGCAGCAGCAGCAAUAGAAGCAGCAGCAGCAGCAAUAGAGGCAGCAGCAGCAGCAGCAGCAGCAUCAGCAGCACGUUCUGCUGCUUCUGUUGCUAUGCCUUUAGCUCUGUUGCUGCUGCUAUUAGGGGCCUCCAUCAUGCAGGAAGGAGAUAG